Molecule: messenger RNA, 1455 nt
Organism: Trichogramma pretiosum
Lineage: Eukaryota; Metazoa; Arthropoda; Insecta; Hymenoptera; Trichogrammatidae
Product: kelch-like protein 40
Exons: 1
Coding region: 161-1297 (378 amino acids)
Biological process (GO): regulation of proteolysis; proteasome-mediated ubiquitin-dependent protein catabolic process
Cellular component (GO): cytoplasm
Molecular function (GO): ubiquitin protein ligase binding
Source: RefSeq, a predicted model, not a curated record
CGUCAAAGGCCCAAUUAGUCGUUGUCCGAGCCUCUGAUCGAUAGUCGCUCUCCGUAGUAAAAUAAAAUAAUUUUCAAAACUCAACUGACGAUCGGUCAAAUUUUAUAAAAAAAAAAACCUCACUUUUAUAUACCUUUUUGACCGCUAAAAAUUCAAAACAAUGGUUGACACCGCCACCAUCGACGUUAUUACGGAGACGACCCGCAACCUGACCCUCGAGCAGGCCCGCGGACAGCCCUUCGACUACAAAUGGAUCAUCAAGAAUCCGCGCGACCAGGAGAGGAUGGGCGGCCUCUAUCUGUCGCACUCGCCGCAGUUCCAGGCGCUCUCGGCCGAGCAGGCCUGGAAGCUCGUCUGCUAUCAGGGCAACACGGGCGAGGAGCACACGAUGACGGUGGCCCUGGUCCGUACGCAGCCGGACGACGCCGGCGUCCAGUACGUCGACUACGACUGCAAGGUGUGGGAUCAGGACGAGCGCCACCUCAAUGCCUCGUACGGCUGCGCGAGCGUGCGCGGCAAUCAUCUGGUCUCGCUGGUGGACUUUCCGCGACACUCCUGGGAGAUCAGCAAGGCCAUCGUGAUCCAGCUCAAGCUGUGGCGCAAGUCCGUGAACGCGGAUUACUUUCAGCCCCAGCGCAAGACCUACCUGCACGACGGCACGGACGACUGCAGGGGGGAGCAGCAGCACGCGGUGAAGAAUCUCUCGCUGGACAUGGGCGAGGCGCUGCUCUCGGGCAUGUUCUCCGACGUCACCCUCGUCGUCGAGGGUCGCAGAUUCAAGGCGCACAGAUUCGUCCUGGCUGCGCGCAGUCCCGUCUUCGCCCGGAUGUUCCUGUCGAAUAUGCGCGAGUCGCGCGACCAAGAGAUCCAGAUACCCACGGCGAAUCGCGACUGCUUUCGCAAAUUUCUCCAGUUCUGCUACACGGACGCGGUGCAGAACGUCGAGCUCGACGCGAUCGGUCUGCUGCUGCUUGCGGACCACUACGACGUACCAGGACUGCGCUGGGUCUGCGAGAAGUGCCUGCUGGCGGUGAUGUGCCCAGAGAACGCCCUCGACAUCAUGCUCGUGGCGGAUCUCAUCAACGACGCCAUGCUACUGACCAAGACGAUGGAGUACAUCAAGCCGCGCCAGGAGGCGGUCUACAAGACGGUGAGACACGACGAGCUCAUGGCCACGAAAGCCACCCAGCUGCUGAGAAUGAAGUGGAUGGUCGAGCAUCACGAGAUCGAAGAGCCUAAAGAAGAAGAAGAAGCAGCAGCAGCCGAGGGAAAAGAAUUUAGGGAGGUCUUGGUUUAGACUGUAUGUGACGUGUGCGAGAAACGGGAGAGUCUCGACACGACGACGGAUCGCGUGAAGCGCGACGACAUUUUCAUAUUGAUUGAUUAUUAUAAACUGUACAAAGACUCGGAUCGACGUGGAAAAUUUAUAAAUAAUAUAAAUUUAUGACAUGACAA